CUACAGGCGAUGAAAAAUUACCUUCAGUGACUCAAAAUAAUUAAACUCCGCGAUUAAUUUAUAAUUAAUUAACCUAAUAAGAUUUAAAGAGCAAACUAAGAUAAUGAAGAGGUGAAUGAAUUAAUGCUCGCGUUAAAGUUUUACAAAGGGGAGGGUCCCGGACUCGAGAUAAUUAGGGACAAAGCGGAGCCAAUCAGGCGCGCGUCCGUCAGUCCGCCCGCAGGUACCGAGCAGAAGAGUCGGAGCCGGAGCCGAUUGCGCUGACAGUUCGGUAACCGCCGCCGGCUUUUCAGGCGCUCCGCUCCCUGUUCCGGUUCCCCUCGGCUUCUCACCGGGGCUUUCCAGUACAGGCGCCCGGUUAGAUUGCCUCGGUUCUCUUUUUUCCUGCUCUAAGCAGAAAUGCACCCGUGAUUUUUAGGGGGGAUUUGCAGCGUUCUCACGUUUUAAGCGCCUGCAGCGUUUAUCCUCAUGGCGUCUCAGCACCAGUCGCGGAUUCAGUUUUACCUGGAGAAAAACCGGAUCGGACCGCUGUUUGAGGAAAUGAUGACCAAGCUCAUGGCAGAGAUGCCAGACCAUCCUAUUCCUUUUCUCAUCAGUCACCUGCAGACCAAACACAGCUGUUCAGGGAAGCUCUACAGAACGCUCUCGGGCUCGGCGGCUCUCUGGGCCGAGCCGGGCUCAGCAGAAUCUAAGGGCAUCAGACGAGACUUCAGGAGCAACGAGAAGCUAUGGCAGACGCACCCGAACAAACCCAAGAAGUCCAAGAGCGACCUCGCUGUGUCGAACAUCUCGCCGCCCUCUCCUGACUCCAAAUCUUUGCCUCGCUCCGUCGAGCACCCGAACUGGGACUGGGGGGGCUGUCCAGAGAGCCGCGACUUUGACGAACUCAACCACAUCUUGCAGGAGAGCCACAAGCUGGGCAAAGCCCUGGAGAACCUGUCUCGCAGUAUUGCAGUUUCAGUUGAGCUGGAUCAGGACUCCGGAACAUUCAGCGGCUGUCUGGUGCGGCCGCGGGUGGUGGGGCAGUGGGCGGGCCGUGAGGAUGAGGACGCCGACCCCCUGGCUGCAGAGAUGCUGCAGCCUCCGGUCCCUCGCUCCAAGACGGAGGGCUGGCAGGGCGAGGACAGCGGCCCAGUGGGAAGCCUGAAGGUGGAGCCCAAGAGCAAAGGCCUGAAACAGCAGCAGCAACAUCACAAGAAGCUGCUGGCUGCCAUGCUGUCCCAGGACUCCUUCGAAUCGGCCCCAGACUCCCCUGCCUACAUUGCAGAGGAAGACAUCGAAGACGAGGACGAAGCCAUGGAGUUACUUGAGGACUUGGACGACCUGCGCAUGGAGGGGGUCACCGGCCUGGCGCCAUCUGGUGGCAGGUUCAGUCAGGGCCGCGGCUCCUCCGGCUCAGAACCCCAGGCCAAAGUCACCCUCAACAUCUGUUCCAGGUGUGCGAGGCUUCAGGGAGACAGCUUGAUCACGAAAGACGGCGACGGGACUGGGACUGGCGUCCGCGUGCACUUCGUCUCUCCAGCGUCCUGUCCAUCGCCUGGGGGCGGGAUCCUCACGGAGGCUGAGGCGGAACCCGAGAGUGCUCUCCGUGUGCCGGGCCCGCGUCUGCCAGUCUGGGACUCGGAUCUGAAGUCUGUCAAAGGCAAGAGCUCGCUGACUCAGAAAGGACUCCUAUUAAAGGACUCGCUCUUUGCAAAAGAACUGCAGAGUAUGGAGAAACAUCUCCCUGUGGCUGAGAAGGACCUGGCUAAGCUGUCUGCAGGACGGUUGCCGCACGAAGCCAUCCUGCUCCCCCACAGCGCCGGGCCCCUGUCCCCGCUUCUCGGAGCCACACCCUCACCUCUGAUGGCCGGCGAUCCACAUUCAGGAAGGGGUGCCAGAGCCCAGACCCCUGGCUGCUUCCCUACACCCAGCGGCCUGGUGACGUGGGCCAGCUUCGGCAGCAGGGAAGAGGCCCUGGUGGGCCAUGCUGGGAGGCCCCAGCUCACGCCGACGGGCCCCAGCACCACAGACGCCCUGGGGAAGUUGGGAGAUCAGAGUGGCGGCCUGUCGGAGGAGGAGAUAUGCCACCAGCUGCAGGCCGUCCGACAGCCCUGGUUGGUCCCCAGUGAUGCGGAGAGUGACCAUGUGGAGUCACUGCCAAAGGACAGCCGCACCCCGAGUGUGGCUCCCAGUGCUCCCAGUAAAAAAUCUCUGCUGUCAGGCCUGUAACCCUGAGGACCUGAAGCAGGGAUGUGACCCCAUCCUUAAGCAACUCACCGAAUGGCUUCAUGGGGGAAAUGUCAUUAAGGGUGACAUUGGUGGAGCGGAUUUGUUAAACAGCAGAGUGUGGGAUACAGAGCUUUUGGUUCUGAUGUGGUUCCUGUGAGAAGCUCCUGAGGUCUCCAGUAGAGUCUGACAUGGUACCGGUGAGAAGCUCCCGAGAUCUCCAGCAGGGUCUGAGAUGGUUCCUGUGAGAAGCUCCUGAGGCCUCCAGCAGGGUCUGAGAUGGUUCCUGUGAGAAGCUCCUGAGGUCUCCAGCAGGGUCUGAGAUGGUUCCUGUGAGAAGCUCCUGAGGUCUCCAGCAGGGUCUGAGAUGGUUCCUGUGAGAAGCUCUUGAGGUCUCCAGCAGGGGCUGCCAUGGUUCCUGUGAGCUUGUGUUCAGAAUAUCCCUCACAUAUAUGCUCUGGCUCCCAGUUUUGUAGCAGCUAAACUUAAUGUAUUUUAAGUAUUAUUAUUAUUAAUAAUAAUAAUAAUAAUAAUAAUAAUAUUAAUGGGGUGGCAGUGCUGCCUCCCUCUGCACAGUUGGGGGUUAGUUCCCCCCCACCCCUGCUUGAUGUGGAGUUUGCAUGUUCUCCCUGACAUUUGCAUGGUUCUCCUCUGGGACCUCCAAGUUCCUCCCACAGUACUAACUGGCAUCUUGGCUAGCUGGUGACUACAGGCAUACGCCCAGCGAUGGCCUGGAGUCCCGCCUCCUCCCCAUGCCCAGUGCAUUGUGGGAUAGCCUCCCAGCCAUGACCAUGACCCUCUGUGGUAUGAGCAGUUAUGGAACGUGAGUGAAUAGCUGUUAAUAUUUAUCACCAUAAUAUUACUUACUAUGCAAAAUCAAUGUCUAGACUUUACAUGUAUUUAAUGAGCAUUUAAAUUUCACUUCCUGCUUUAAUUUUCUCCCACCCUGCAAUACCCUUGGCUUUGGAGGGGGGCUGUUUCUUCUAGAGCAACACAGCAACAUUCCCCCCCCCCCCCCCCCCCCCCCCGCCCAACAUGUACUGCACUAUCUCGCUUGGUAUCUUAACUUUAAAAAACCCGCAUCCAUCUAACACCGCUGUGUAUUAAGUAUAUCAAAUCUGCAAUUACACGUUCUUUAUCUAAUUAACAAAUACUCCUGUAUUUAUUCCAUGAAGCUCCAUUCUCCUAUAUCCCCUUGAUCUGAAAUAUUGUAUGACCUGUUAAUUCAGAUUCCCAAGGGCUUAUAUUCAGAGGAAUGUGGUAUUUUUAGCCAUGGGCGUGGCUGUCUGGCCAGCUGCCGCUUCGCACCCGGACAGUGUCGCGGCCAUGCAGCCGCCUGGGGUCUCCUCGGAUACCCACUCCCAUCCUGCGGGCGUGAACCGCCAUCACCCUGUACAAACACUCCGGGCUCAGAGCUCAUUUCCGCUCACAAGUGAAAGGAUAUUAAACCAACCCUGCAAGAUUGCUUUAAGAAAAUGAAAACGUCCUGAAUUACACUGCGGCCGGAGGAUUUAGCGCCUGCGGAGUAGUGGCUUUAAUAAACGCGUUCCUGUGCGGACGUGUGAGAAUGGGGGCCUGGGCGUUUGAAGCUGACAGAAACGUGAGGGCUCAGUCAUCACGUGCCUCAGAGUCCGGGGGAGAGACAGGCGGCCGGUAAUGAACGGCUCAGCCGUCUCUCUGUGCAUGAAAACAGAAAAGCUAUUUAGCACAUGGGAAGUGAGAGCAGCUCCCCGCACAGACCUCCCCGCUCUCCGAGUGCUGUGGGUAGCAGCUAAGCCACCUCACCUCAUCUGUGACUCCGCGGGACAUCACGGACACGGCCUGAACCCACGGCGCUGUGGGACGGUGCGGGAGAGCGCAAGGGAAGCUGGGGUGUGUCCAAAUGUAAAAGUUUGUGUGUGUUUCCAGUUGUACACAAAUGUGUGUUUUGAGUUCAGUCUUUUAUUGUAAUUUUUUCAAAUUCAUGUUUAUAAACGUAGACUUCUGAUAAUACCUAUAACUAAUUCCAGAUACAGCCCUAUAUUAAAGGCUUAUACAUUUGAAAACAUUGCUACUUUAAUGUUUUUAAAACAAAUUUGUUUAAGAUGUAAUAAAGUAUUUCAUUUCACUGACUGCUGCGUGCAAUUAUCACUGACAAUAAAUGUAGUAUUUUAUUUCUGUGUACAUACUAAGGAGAGGAAAUA
Brienomyrus brachyistius is the source of this 4391-nucleotide messenger RNA. It is a transcript of the gene c15h8orf34, whose product is annotated as chromosome 15 C8orf34 homolog. NCBI's taxonomy places the organism in Eukaryota, Metazoa, Chordata, Actinopteri, Osteoglossiformes, Mormyridae. The record is from RefSeq and is a predicted model, not a curated record.